Molecule: messenger RNA, 96 nt
Organism: Ostreococcus tauri
Lineage: Eukaryota; Viridiplantae; Chlorophyta; Mamiellophyceae; Mamiellales; Bathycoccaceae
Source: the annotation of a RefSeq genome assembly
AUGGAAGCUAUUGUUUACACAUUUUUACUUGUAGGGACUCUUGGAAUUAUUUUCUUCGCGAUUUUCUUCCGUGAGCCACCUCGUAUUGCAAAAUAA